AUGAAAAAAUGGCAGAUAGUUCUAGCGUUACUUAAUCUUAUAACAUUUACUCAAGGACUUGUUCUGUCCGAGUGUGGUAAAUAUUCUACUCAUGGUUGCGGUGUUUGGAAAGGGACUGAUCAGAGUUUUCAUCUUGAUCCUGUAGAACAGGGAAUGUUGAUACCGACACAGAUGUAUGAAAACGGCUUUGGAGACCCCAGUUUAUUUAAGAAUGAAAAGAGAGAAACGUUAAAAGAGCAAAUAAGCCGGGUGGAAGCCCUUUCUAAACUUUUAGGUUUGUGCGAGGAUGCCGGGAUAGCUGCUAGAAAUGUGAAAAGGGUUCCUUUGCUCAGAUUUGUAGUUAACCAUGCACUGCGGUCCAGUAAACGUUUUACCCUGCAACAACGAGAAAACAGGUUGAGACCCAGAUCUAGGAAGGCUAGCUAUAAAGCGUUUGUAGAAAGUAUUUCCCAGCUUCAAGACUCCUUAACCAAAUGUCUUCUUGAAAAUUCUUUGAUCCAUGGUUCAAGCCGGGCAAAUAUAGCGAGACAAGCUCAAAUUCUUCGAUUCGGAUAAGGAGGAGAUGGUAUCCAUUUGGCUGGAUGGAUGGAGAAAGAUGGAUAAUGGAUAAAUACCUUUAAAUAGUGCAAUGCUGGACAUGAAAAGCAGUUUUUUCUUUUUCCUUAAUCGAUAUAAUCUAUCGAUAUAAUCAAUCGAUAUAAUCUAUCGAUAUA
Molecule: messenger RNA, 713 nt
Organism: Eurytemora carolleeae
Lineage: Eukaryota; Metazoa; Arthropoda; Copepoda; Calanoida; Temoridae
Exons: 11
Coding region: 1-555 (184 amino acids)
Source: RefSeq, a predicted model, not a curated record